Molecule: messenger RNA, 4233 nt
Organism: Larimichthys crocea (large yellow croaker)
Lineage: Eukaryota; Metazoa; Chordata; Actinopteri; Sciaenidae
Gene: glis1a
Product: GLIS family zinc finger 1a
Exons: 9
Coding region: 391-2208 (605 amino acids)
Biological process (GO): regulation of transcription by RNA polymerase II
Cellular component (GO): nucleus
Molecular function (GO): RNA polymerase II cis-regulatory region sequence-specific DNA binding; DNA-binding transcription factor activity, RNA polymerase II-specific
Source: RefSeq, a predicted model, not a curated record
GGUGCAGCUGCAGACAGUUUGAGCUCGCGGCGCACAGAGCGAGAGAGAGAGAGCGCGAGAGAGAGAGAGAGAGGAGAGCUCGCGCUGUGACAGUUGGGGAAGAAGCACACAAUCAGCGCGCGAGGCAGAAAAAAAGACGAUGAGCGGACACUUAACGUGCAUGAGAGAUGACUGACCGAGCAGCAGUUCGGAACAAAUGACAGAAGAUUACGCACGGUUGGGUUGAAAUGAGAAGAUGCCAGCAGCUGAAAAUCAAUCCAAGUUGAUCACAUUUGAGAGCUGAAAGAUGGUGUAGAUGGUUUUUACCUCCAAUGGAUUCCUAAAGCUGCUCCAAGAUCAUCAAUUUUACUGAAGGGAUCUCUUGGUGGACCUCAGUGAGCAGGGGCCAGGAUGUGGCCCCCUGACCUCGGGCCUCCAGACGUCCAGCUGACUCUUCCUGGAUUUGGAAGCGUGUUCGAGGAUGCUGAAGACCUUCAGGCGCCGCUGUCUUCUGGUGGCUUCUGUCAGUCAUCGAUGCAUUCAGGUGGUCUGGGCGUUUGCUGUCUUCCAAGGACUUCCCUGUCUCUGACCUCGCUGGGCCGUGACCUCACCUCCCUGCUCAGCUGUAAGGCAGCUGGAUCCCAUAUAGAAAAGACUAUGGAGGACUUUGCCACCACAGCGCACACAGAUCCUAAAAAUAACAACCAGAGGUUUAGUUGUUACCCCCAGCCAUCCCUCCCGUUAUCUUACAUGCUAAGCAGCUGUGCUACAUCUCCUGCUUUUGGCUCUCCACCGUCUUCUCUUUCCUCUUCCUCCUCAUCUUCAUCUUUAUUUUUUGCCUCUUCGUUGGCUCUCUCGGAUGCAGCCGGGGGCAACAAGACGUCUCAUCAACAAGGAAAGAUACAUGAAGAGUACCACUCGAUCAAACAAGAGCCUGCAGAUGAUUUCUCGCCGUGUAAGAGGGAACCGUUUCAAAUCAACAACCAGCAGGGGGAGAUGUUCAACGUGGGCCGGCCCCUCCAAGGCCACGACGGUCAGGACAGCACCCAGCUUCAUUUCCCGAGGCUCAACGGACCCGUAGGACAGGACCAGGCGGUGGCCCAACAGGACCAACCGUGCCACUGGAUCGAUUGCAGUGCCACUUACAGCAGCCAGGAGGAGCUGGUGAGGCACAUUGAGAAGGUGCACAUCGACCAGCGCAAAGGCGAAGAGUUUUCCUGUUUCUGGGCCGGCUGCGUGCGACGCCACAAACCCUUCAACGCUCGCUACAAGCUGCUCAUCCACAUGAGGGUCCACUCUGGAGAAAAACCCAAUAAAUGCAUGUUUGAGGGCUGCACCAAGGCGUUCUCGCGUCUGGAGAACCUGAAGAUUCACCUGAGGAGCCACACCGGAGAGAAACCGUACAUCUGCCAGCAUCCCGGCUGCCUCAAAGCCUUUAGCAACUCGAGCGACCGGGCCAAACACCAGCGCACACAUCUGGACACGAAGCCGUACGCCUGUCAGAUCCCAGGAUGCACCAAACGCUACACCGACCCCAGCUCGCUACGAAAGCACGUCAAAGCUCACUCAGCCAAAGGCCUUCAGGAGAGAGAGGUCAAGGUUCAAGUGCACACAAUGCUGGAAUCGGACAUCUUGAGCGAUUGCCUGGCGAGGCAGCAUCUCCACAGCUCGGCCUCUUCCCACCAAGGAAACAACUCACCUUUACCGAGCUUAGACGACUUCACAGGCGUGUACUCAAACAGCACCGCCGUCCACAACAGGGGAAAUUCAGAGUUUCUCCCACCGUCAGCAGACACCUGCUCCAGGUAUCAAAACUUGGAGGGAAACUUUGACGCCAACAGCCCAAUAUCUCCGCUGACGAGUCCGGAAGGCAUGAGAGAGGGGAACAGGCCAACAUCGUUGUUCAGCCCUGUGAGCUCCUCGUCGGACCAGCUGCAGGGCUACCAAAAAACCUACAACCACCAACAAGUGUUCUCACAGCAGCAAGGAUGUGUGUAUGGAGAAGGAAAGGUGGUUCAACCGGCCAGCGAUGGAGGCUUUGAACCAGCUAGUUACUUCACAAACCCUGCUGCCUCUCACUCUACAGGGUUCGACUUGUUGCAGGACCUGCAGGGUCAGGCGGGGGGCGGUUACUCCAUGUCUCCCGGUUCAGACGACAGCUUCCUCUUCCAGGCAGGAGGUGUCGACCGCUGCCUCAACCAGAUCUACUCCAUCUACCUGGACUCAUGAUGACUCAUCGCAAUCACGCUGUUCUCCUCGUGUACGAAGCGUGGCGGCAGACAAUCACAACGACAACAUACUGUAUAUUCAAGGCUGAAGCUGUCAGAUUUGUUCUGAUUCUUAACAGAUGUGAAAAAUAUGUCAGCGGGAGUUUUGACGGUACAAACCAAAGUGCAAAAUUGACUAAAUGCAGAGCUGCGGGAAAACUGUCAAAUAUGAAAGGCCAAAGUGGAAAUCUGGUCAAAUUAUAAAUGUAAAUAGCAGUGACUUUUAUAUUCAGAGAUGACCACAGUAUUUGUGAUCUGGAUAGAACGAGCUAUGAGCUUUAUUUGCUGGUUUCAUCUACUCACAAAGUCAGAUAGCUUUCUGGCUCUGCCGCUGAUGUUAAAACUCAACUCAGUCCACAGCAGCUUCGCCUCCAGGAAAAACAACAGUACUUGUCAGAAUAGGAUCGUAUAAUGUAACGGAUCCCAAUGUAGGGUUGAAAACGGGGUUCAAGAUGAAAGAUGAUUAAGAAGAUACCAAAGAACAAAAAGGGCUCACUUCUCCUUCACAAACUAUAUUUGACUUUUCUCUAACUGUUGCGUCUUUUCAUUUUAAGGUGUCACAAACCAAAAAGGUUGUAAAGUCACAUCUAGCAGUGCAGAACAACUUCAUUUUGGCAAAUUAAAUUUAGAUGGAAAAGCUCAAUACGUCUGUACACUGAAAACGUAGCUACAGCCAAGAGACGGUUAGUUUAGCACAAAGACUGGAAACAAUCCACCAUUAACUACAAGUAACUCCAAACCUCGGUUAAUGCAUUAUGUUGUUUGUCUCAUUUGUACAAAAACAACAUGUAAAAAUACAGACAGUCAUGAGUUAUUUCUUUUCUGCAAUGACUCCAUGAAGUACUCCGGUUCAUAGCCUCCCGUAAAAAAAACACCAACUUGUCAUUACACCUCAGUUUGUGUGUGGAUUAAACAAACAAGAUGUAACUUUUGAACUUUGGAGAUGCCUGUAGGCAGAUUUUUCUUCUCUUCGGAGAGUGCCAUGCUGAGCUAACUGUAGCUGUGUUUUCUGUGUGCGACGUGAAGCAACAGAUCUGUAUUAUGCAUUAACAUUUUAAUCCGGUUGCAAGAUAAAGAAGACAAGUCUAUAAAUAUGUGAGACAUAAAAAGCUGAAUCGUUGCCAGCAGACCGUUUAUAGGAGCCGAGGCGCCAGUACAGCAAAAAAACUCGGAUCACCUCUUGACCUUAACAUGAAGUUGUUUGGAUAGUAAGGAGUUAAAGUUCACUGACAUACUCUGGCACCUCGCCUUAUGAUUUUGCAGUGCACAGGCACAAAACUGUGGUGUCGAUCUUCUCAUCUAACUUAAAACAGCAAAUAACUGUGUCCACCGACAUGUCGAGCCUUUCCUUUAAAAGGUGCCGGCGUGUGUUCAUCAGCAGCUAAAUUACCUGGUAACCAAAGUGCCACUGAGAAACCUCCAAAUGUUUCUGAAUUUACAUUUCUCAGCUGCACACGAGCCGUGCAGCGUGGAGUAACUGUAGCAGAGCUGCCACCUUGUGUCUGAAUGACUGUAUGAAGAUAUAACACACACAGUCUGUGGUACAGAGUGACGGGACGAUUAAACUGACACAAAACUGCACUAAAAUGUAUCGUCUGUGACUCGUCGCAGACUUAAAGGUGUCAACCAGUUAUUUUCAAUAUGUGUAACCUAACAACGAUCAAGACAACAGCAUAAUCUGUUUUUGUUUUUUUCAUUUUAAUAUGUAUGUUUCCUUUUUUUUGUUUUUGUCUCCACGUGUUUGUUGUAAAGUUUCUAUCAGUGUUAUAUUCAGUGAGAGGGAGGUGUGCAUUGUUUACAGUACGUUCUCUGCACUCUGUCUCAUCACAGAGACUUUUUAAGAAAAAAAAAUGACCAACCAGAAAAUGUUUACACUGAUUUUGUAGCAAUUCAGAGAUUUCUUAUUAUUGAACAUUGAACAGUGUAUAUAGACUGUAAAAAAAAAAGCACCUGUCUUUUAUAUCGAAAUAAAAAAUAUCUGUUUGUA